CGAAGAGUCUGGACCGAAGGUUCUGCUGACGUGGGAAGGGGAGGAGAGUCUGGAGGAAGGGGAGGGGAAAGCGGCGCAGAGAUCGCAGAGACGAAGGAGGCGCCCGCGGCUGCAGAGCUGCAGAGCGGGGUCUCUCCAGCUUCUGUUUCCGGGCACCGGGCGCGCCGCUGGGCCAGAGGACAGCGCAUCUUUUCGGCGUGGGCCGGCAGGGCCCCUGCGGUCGGCAAGCUGGCUCCCCGGGUGGCCACCGGGACCCCUGAGCCCAAUGGCGGGGGCGGCAGCAAAAUCGACAGCACUGUAGAGAUCACCCCCAGCCCCAACGGAGUCGGGCCCCUCGGAGAUGCUGUGCCCACGGAGCAGCGGCAGGGUGAGCGGGAGCGCGAACGCGAGCGGGAGGGGGAGGGCGACGCGGGCGGCGACGGGCUGGGCAGCAGCCUGUCGCUGGCCGUGCCCCCCGGCCCCCUCAGCUUCGAGGCGCUGCUCGCCCAGGUGGGGGCGCUGGGCGGCGGCCAGCAGCUGCAGCUCGGCCUCUGCUGCCUGCCCGUGCUCUUCGUGGCGCUGGGCAUGGCCUCGGACCCUAUCUUCACGCUGGCGCCCCCGCUGCAUUGCCACUACGGGGCCUUCGCCCCCAACGCCUCCGGCUGGGAGCAGCCCCCCAACGCCAGCGGCGUCAGCGUCGCCAGCGCCGCCCUAGCAGCCAGCGCCGCCAGCCGCAUCGCCACCAGUACGGACCCCUCAUGCAGCGGCUUCGCCCCGCCGGACUUCAACCACUGCCUCAAGGACUGGGACUAUAACGGCCUCCCCGUGCUCACCACCAACGCCAUCGGCCAGUGGGAUCUGGUGUGUGACCUAGGCUGGCAGGUGAUCCUGGAGCAGAUCCUCUUCAUCUUGGGCUUUGCCUCCGGCUACCUGUUCCUGGGCUACCCGGCAGACAGGUUUGGCCGCCGUGGGAUUGUGCUGCUAACCUUGGGACUGGUGGGCCCCUGUGGAGUGGGAGGGGCUGCUGCAGGCUCCUCCACAGGUGUCAUGGCCCUCCGAUUCCUCCUGGGCUUUCUGCUUGCUGGCGUUGACCUUGGUGUCUACCUGAUGCGCCUGGAGCUGUGCGACCCAACCCAGAGGCUUCGGGUGGCCCUGGCAGGGGAGUUGGUGGGGGUAGGGGGGCACUUCCUGUUCCUGGGCCUGGCCCUUGUCUCUAAGGACUGGCGAUUUCUGCAACGAAUGAUCACCGCUCCCUGCAUCCUCUUCCUGUUUUAUGGCUGGCCUGGCCUGUUUCUGGAGUCCGCGCGGUGGCUGAUAGUAAAGCGACAGAUUGAGGAGGCCCAGUCCGUGCUGAGGAUCCUGGCUGAGCGGAACCGGCCGCAUGGGCAGAUGCUGGGAGAGGAGGCCCAGGAGGCCCUGCAGGACCUGGAGAACACCUGCCCUCUCCCUGCAACAUCCACAUUUUCCUUCGCUUCCCUCCUCAACUACCGCAACAUCUGGAAAAAUCUGCUUAUCCUGGGCUUCACCAACUUUAUUGCCCACGCCAUUCGCCACUGCUACCAGCCUGUGGGAGGAGGAGGGAGCCCAUCGGACUUCUACCUGUGCUCCCUGCUGGCCAGCGGCACAGCAGCCCUGGCCUGCGUCUUCCUGGGGGUCACCGUGGACCGAUUUGGCCGCCGGGGCAUCCUGCUUCUCUUGAUGACCCUCACUGGCAUUGCGUCCCUGGUCCUGCUGGGCCUGUGGGAUUAUCUGAAUGAAGCCGCCAUCACCACCUUCUCCGUCCUUGGCCUUUUUUCCUCCCAAGCUGCUGGCAUCCUCAGCACCCUCCUUGCUGCUGAAGUCAUCCCUACCACUGUCCGGGGCCGAGGCCUGGGCCUGAUCAUGGCACUGGGGGCACUUGGCGGGCUGAGUGGCCCGGCCCAGCGCCUCCACAUGGGCCAUGGAGCCUUCCUGCAGCACGUGGUGCUGGCGGCCUGUGCUCUUCUCUGCAUCCUCAGCAUCAUGCUUCUGCCGGAAACCAAGCGCAAGCUCCUGCCCGAGGUGCUCCGGGACGGGGAGCUGUGCCGCCGGCCUUCCCUGCUGCGGCAGCCACCCCCUAACCGCUGUGACCAUGUCCCUCUGCUUGCCACCCCCAACCCUGCCCUCUGAGUGACCUCCGAGCACCCUGGCAGGAGGCUGGCCCAUACAGAAAGGUGGCACGAGGCCCUGACAAGGAGAGCGGGAGGACUGAGGAAGUCAGGGCUGCCCCGAAGGCUCAGAGGCACCUCACGCCAGUCAUCGAGGAGAGCUCAGAGGGCUGCCCUCACCCCCAUCUCCUCCCUGCUGCUUUGUGUUCACUUCCUUGGCAAGAGUCAGGGGACAGGGAGAGAGCUCCACACUGUAACCACCCGGUCUGGGCUCCAUUCUGUGCCCAAAGACAUCCUCCCAGACCUCAUUCUUUCUUGCUCUAUCAUUCUGUUUCAAUAAAGACAUUUUGAAUAAA
Hippopotamus amphibius kiboko is the source of this 2461-nucleotide messenger RNA. It is a transcript of the gene SLC22A17, whose product is annotated as solute carrier family 22 member 17. NCBI's taxonomy places the organism in Eukaryota, Metazoa, Chordata, Mammalia, Artiodactyla, Hippopotamidae. Gene Ontology annotation, biological process: transmembrane transport. Gene Ontology annotation, molecular function: transmembrane transporter activity. The record is from RefSeq and is a predicted model, not a curated record. Gene Ontology annotation, cellular component: membrane. The transcript is spliced from 10 exons. The annotation marks the transcript as partial.